Poecilia reticulata (guppy) is the source of this 6349-nucleotide messenger RNA. The record is from RefSeq and is a predicted model, not a curated record. NCBI's taxonomy places the organism in Eukaryota, Metazoa, Chordata, Actinopteri, Cyprinodontiformes, Poeciliidae.
CUCAAAGGUCCGCUGAUGAGCCACUAUUUAAAUCACCUGUGUUCRGGGCACUGAAAACCUACAGAGYAGGGUGCCUGACUCCGUAGGGGAAGGCUCUGUUUGUUUCUACUACUCUUUAAUCCUUUGACUUGUUGAAGAGUUUGAGUUGGUGACAGCUGAAAAGCUGUUGUUGGAUCAACCAUGCUUGGCAAGARCCACACAGAUUUGUUGAUCACUGUGGCACUAAUCUUUUUGGCUCAUUUGGACUCUAUGUGCAGAGCUGAAAAUGAUUUGUCUUUGGUAAAAUUACCAGGGUGGAAAGACACCUCAGAAUAUGUUGGCCGGUGUUUCUACAGCCAACAUGGGAAUCUUACUUGCGACUGGACAAGAAGCCAAAUGGGAGAUACUUCAGUGGAAAUAUUGACGAGCCAUCCACUGACUGUCACUGGCCAGGCCUGCUUGGAGUUCUGGCAUCUGGCUUCAGGUGUUUCCAAUUACACUACAUUGCGCGCUUUGCUGAAAAGCGGCUUGAGGCAAGUGGAAAUCUGGACUUCUCCUCCUCUCCCCAGAGAUGCAUGGAGACAAGUCUCGGUGCCCCUGAACCUCACCGAACCAGGCACUCAGGUCAUAUUUGAAGCUGUCCAUCCACUGUCUGUAGAUCAGAUGACAUUAAAACAGAUUGGCAUAAGGAGUGGAUCAUGUAGAAACCAGUGUGACUCAAACACUGACCUGUGGACUGGUAACUCCACACGCUGCCUUUGUUCAGUUGGUCAGCUGUUCUGCUUUCUCUCUCAUUGCCCUAAGGGCCAAAUAUGUGGUCCUCAAAGAGAUGAACCCAGGAGCCGUUCCACUUCAGGCGUGUGCACUAUUCAAAGCAACACGGAUUGUCACACCUUUGAUGGCGCAUUGUUCCGCUUCACUUCCCCCUGCACAUAUGUACUGGCCAAAACGUGUUCAGCAUCUGAAGCUCUGCCAAAGUUCACCGUUGAGGUAGCCAACAUGCAAACUGGCAAAGUGUUGCAGCCUACUAUACAGCAAAUUACUGUAAACCUGGGGAAUACAAGGGUGUCCUUGCUAAAGAGCCAGACCCAAUGGGUUGUGGUUAAUGGCAUCUGGCGAGAGCUUCCACUAAACCUGAACAAUAAUACAAUCCACAUUGAGAGCAACCCUGCUGCCGUAGUAGUGCGAAGCAGUUCUGGAGUGUCCGUUUCCUUUGACAAUGCUGGGGCUCUUCAGCUCAGAAUUCCAUUACAAUAUUCUGAUAGGCUUUGUGGAUUGUGUGGCAACUUCAAUCAGCUCCCAGGAGAUGACUUGCUCAAGCCUGAUGGCACAAAAGCUGAAAGCGCCACAGCUUUGGCUGAGAGUUGGCAAAGUGGGGGAAAUGUCUCCUCCUGUGAAGCCAUUCAAGUACCACAACAGUGUAAUCCACAAGAUGAGGCUCAUUAUAGCAGCGAGAAUUACUGUGGACUUCUUCGUUCUAGCUCUGGGCCCUUUGCGUCCUGUCUACCAGAUGUAGGCGCCGAGAGCUAUUUCCGUGCUUGUUUACUCGCCUUGUGUUCUGCUCGUGGUAAUCAAAAAGUACUGUGUGAAGCACUGAAAGCCUAUGCAGAUGUUUGCAGAGAGGCUGGAAUUGCCAUACCCACAUGGAGGAACUCUACUUUCUGCAUGCUCGAGUGUGGCGAGAACAGCCAUUAUAAUUCAUGUGCCAAUGGCUGUCCAGAGGUGUGCUCCAGUCUAGAUCAAUUGAGUUUAUGUGGUAGCUGUGAGGAAAGAUGCGAGUGCGACCAYGGGUUCAGUCUCGGUGGGGGUAAAUGUGUCCCAGCAGAACAUUGUGGGUGCUGGUAUAAUGGAAAACACUAUGAGAGAGGGGAAAUGACUGUGGAGGGCAACUGUGUGCAACAGUGCCAAUGCAUUGGCAAUGAUGCCAUGCAAUGCACUGCAAUGACAUGUGCAAGUGAUGAAGUUUGUAAGGAAAAAAAUGGCAUCAAAGGCUGCUUCCCAUUCAAACCUGCCACCUGUAGUGUGUACGGCGAUCCACAUUACGUUACCUUUGACGAACUGGCUUACAGCUUUCAAGGGGGCUGCGCUUACACUCUCGCUACAACAUGUGGCAGGCUCAGCACAGUGCAGUUCACUGUAACUGGCUUCAACAUCCACCCUGCUGGACAAAAUUUUACUAGAGCUAAACUUGAAGCUGUGGUUCUUCAGCUUGAUGGACUGGAUCUCGCCUUGAAUCAGAGCGGGCAAGUUGACGUCCAUGGCAUCUCUGUCAGACUUCCUUAUUCAACUGAUGGGUCAUAUGGCUCACUGUGGAUCUAUGCAACAAAGGAUUACAUCAUUCUGGAGACUACCUUUGGCUUGAAAUUGUGGAUAGAUGGACACAGCAGGUUGUUCUUGCAAGUGGAUGAACGUUACAAAUAUGAACUCUGUGGUCUGUGUGGCACCUACUCUGGAUAUCAGGAGGAUGACUUCAUGAUGCCAGGAGGCCAUAUUGCCUCUGGAUCGUUUGAAUUUGGUGACAGCUGGAGAACUCAUACCAGUGAAGAAUGUACUGCCCAUCCAAAUGAUCCUAGAGAAUGUGACGAUGAUGGGACUGUGGCCAAUGAGGAAUGUUCCAUGGUGUUUCAUGGGGCCUUUGAGGCCUGCCAUGAGUAUGUUCACCCAAGCAUCUACUUCAGCAGUUGCGUAUAUGACUAUUGUGCCACAAGUGGUGAUCAGCUCACUUUUUGCGAAUCCCUGAAAUCUUAUGCCACAGCAUGCCAAGUUGAAGGAGUGGAACUCUCUAGUUGGCAAACUGGCACACCAUGUGAUUUCUCAACUGCAGAUCCAACAAUUCCAGGCACUACAUCUCCAAACAUCAAUUCCUGUCCCCUUAACUGCAGCUUUGACACAAAUAUGUGUGGAUGGGAGCAGCUCAUUCAAGACAGUUUUGACUGGACAAGACAUUCUGGAUCUACACCAUCAGAUUUGACAGGACCAAACCAGGACCACACCACAGGAUCUGGUUUUUACAUGUACCUUGAGGGAGAUGAUGUAACCCAUGGAGAUCCUGCUCGACUGUUGAGCCCAUCAUGCCAGCUUGAUGGCCCAAUCUGCUUCCACUUCUGGUACCACAUGCUUGGUUCAGCCACCAGUAUGGUUCUGAAUGUCUAUCAACUCCAAGGUAAUAAGGCUACCAGGGUAUGGAAUACAGUGGACAACAAAGGACCCGAGUGGCAAUUGGGAUUAGCUGACCUGAAAAUUUCUGGUCCAUUCAAGUUAAUAAUUGAGGGAAUUCGAGGCUCCACUGCUCAGUCAGACCUGGCUAUAGAUGACAUUGCUAUCACUUCUGGGUCAUGCUCAGUCUGCAACUUUGACUGUAGCUUCCAGAACGGCCUAUGCACUUGGCAGCAGAUGAUCACUGACGCAUUUGAUUGGGAAAGGAACAAUGACUCCACCCCUACUGAGAUGACUGGUCCCUCUGGCGACCACACUGGUGAUGGCCACUACAUCUAUAUUGAGUCCACGAAUGCGACAUAUGGUGACACAGCUCGUCUUAUCAGCUCCCAAUGUGCAAACACUGGUCCUCAGUGUCUGCAGUUCUGGUACCAUAUGUAUGGGUCAGCAGACACGAUGGGCCUCAAUAUUUACCUUCUUGAGAACAAAGUAGCUAAGGCAGUCUGGCAGAAGAGGAACAACCGUGGCGAUAUGUGGCACCUGGCCCAGGUUGAUCUAAACACAACUGCAGUGUUUCAGAUUAUCUUUGAGGGACGGAGGGGUUCCAAUGAUCAAUCAGAUGUGGCYGUAGAUGAUAUUGCACUGCACCAAGGAAGAUGUUCAGAUCUGGGUGGCAUAGAUMCAGUUCUUCCUGUUGAACCUCAAUUUAAAACAACAUCCAGCCCAAGUGUCAAUUCACCCACCAUGAUGGCUCCAGAACCCACAAUAGGAAAUGUUACAGUUCCCCUGGGUAUCACUUCGCCUACCAAAACAGCUCUGGAACCCCCCAUGCUGAAUGGCACAGCUGAGGUACCAACACUGAAUGUUGUGCCUCAUACAAUUAAACUAAUGACCAUCAAUAUGGACAAUGUAACUAAAACUCCUGAUCAAGUCAAACACCCAGUAUGCCAUCUUGACUGUGACUUUGAAAAAGAUUUUUGCCAAUGGAGUCAGAUGCUCACUGAUGUGUUUGACUGGGAAAGGCGUAAUGGUUCCACCCCUACACUGAUCACUGGUCCCCUCUCAGAUCACACUACUGGAGAUGGCCACUAUCUCCACCUUGACCCAAGCAUGGCAUCACUAGGGGACACUGCUCGUCUUAUUAGCACAGAGUGUUCAGACACUGGCCCACAAUGUCUAACAUUCUGGUAUCAUAUGUCUGGGUCUGACRCAAUGGGUCUUCAUGUCUACCUGCUCCAAGACAAACGGGCUACCAUCUUAUGGGGAAGAAGAAACAACCAAGGAAAUAUGUGGCAUCUUGCUCAGGUGGACGUGGUGGGAAAUGGAACAUUUCAGAUCAUUUUUGAGGGCCGAAGAGGCACCAAUGAAUCUGGCGUAGCUUUGGAUGACGUAAAACUUUAUCAUGGAGGCUGCCAAGAUUUGGUCAACCCAACAGCUGUGGCACCAGCAAACUGGACUACAACAAAUGCUCCUGAGGUUCCAGCACCCUCCAGUGAGACUGGACUGCAUACUCCAACUACACAAAGCAAUGCUACUGCUGGGCCCCAGGUUCCAGCUCCAACCAACCAAGCGCCCUCCAAUGUGACUAAACCCCAGCCUGUACCCACAGGUGGGGCUCAUCCCCCAACAGCACAAAGCAAUGCAACUGCUGGGCCCCAGGUUCCAGCUCCAACCAUCCAAGCGCCCUCCAAUGAGACUGAACCCCAGCCUGUACCCACAGGUGGGCCACAUGCUACAACUGCACAAGGCAAUGCUACUGGUAGGCCUGAAGUUCCAGCUCCAACCAACCCAGCACCUUCCCCUGAGACCAGUUUACAGUUUCCAAAUUCAACUACAUCACAAAUGCCUAAAAUUCCACCCACAAGUGAAUCGCAAGUACCAACAUUGAGGCCGAACCUUUCCACUAAUUCUACAAAGAGACCCCAGCAAACUGUUCCACAACCAGAAGCGCCACAUGUUUCAACACCCUCUUGUGCAGAGAACAGUCACUACACCACUUGCAUUCCUGCAUGCAGCCCUACAUGCAAAAACCUGACUGGUCCACCAUACUGCAGUUCAGAGAUUUCUUGUGCCUCAGGAUGUGUAUGUGAUGAUGGCUUUGUACAAAAAGGGAGCAUCUGUGUGCCUGUACAAAAAUGCGGAUGUAUUGACAGGAAUGGUGAAACUCACCAGUUCARUGAAGUAUGGUACACCAGUCAUUGCAAGCAGAAAUGUGAGUGUGAAGAAGAUGAUGGAGAGGGAAAGGUUGACUGCAAAGACAAAAAUGGGUGUGAAGAUGAUGCUGUGUGCAUUCAGCUUGAAACGGGCAAAUAUUAUUGCAAGUCUACAGACUUUGGUGAAUGCACCAUCCAGGGAGUCCCACAGUACCAAACAUUUGAUAAACUGAAACAUGAUUUCAGUGGGACAAACUUGUAUGUGCUGGUGAGGACCAAAAAUCUGCCAAAGAAUCUCCCAGAAAUCUAUAUAGAGGGCACAAAUGCAUGCACUGAUGACAGCAGUGAGGAGAUGGAGAGAAGUGAAAUCAGUGGAGAGGAUAAUGAGGAGCACAAACGAAGAUUGCAGGAGCUUAAAAUUAAAGUCUACAACCACACUGUAGAGCUCAAGCACAAGAGGAAAGUGUUCGUGGAUGGAAAAAGAAUUAAAGCUCCAGGUUCAGCAGCUCCUGGCCUUGAGAUCCAAAUGCAUUCUUCUCGCGUCCACCUAAAGACAGAUUUUGGCCUUUUGGUGGAGUUCAGUGGACACUGUAAAGCUGAUAUCAUUCUGCCRUUCCUUUAUAAAAGGAGAGUGGAAGGCUUGUGUGGAAACUUUGAUGGCCGAAAGACGAAUGACAAAGUGAAACCAGAUGGAACUAUUGCCAAGAAUACACAAGAGUUUGGCGAAAGCUGGAGAGUGCAUAUCUAGGACUACACUUUCAUGUUGCAACAUUGUAAAAACAUCCUUGGAAGUAGUGUGAUACUGUGCCUUUUAAAUUUUCAGACUGGCUUUGCUAUGAAUGUUCCAUUUCCUUUGAUYAAUGUUUAUCUGCAUCUUUAUCUUGUGGUCAAUUGUAAAAGUUUGCUGUUCAUGGUAUUAAAAUACUGAUUUGAAUUAAUGUCAUAGUGUAUAAAUGCAAGAAACAUGAAUGUGUAAAUGUAACAGUGUACAGUAAUGUGCAUUUCAGAUGCAGUAUGCUGAUUUCUGRCACUUCAGUUUAAUAAACUAAGAAGAAUGGUCA